Molecule: messenger RNA, 2184 nt
Organism: Exophiala bonariae
Lineage: Eukaryota; Fungi; Ascomycota; Eurotiomycetes; Chaetothyriales; Herpotrichiellaceae
Exons: 2
Coding region: 1-2184 (727 amino acids)
Biological process (GO): DNA-templated transcription
Molecular function (GO): zinc ion binding; DNA binding
Source: RefSeq, a predicted model, not a curated record
AUGGCAUUUGAAUCUCAUAAUGCUCAAUCUAUUCUUACGAACCAGGUACCAGAAGAGGUGAUAGUUCACGGGGAUCUCAACAGUGGUACUUACAAUGAGGCCUCAGACCCAUUCUUCAGUUUAGAAGGACGAUUUGAUGACAUUCUGAUGGGAAAUUUUCUCAACGACAUUGUUAAUGCCGAAUACUCUGACCACGAUUUCCCUAAUAAUGGCACGGAAAUGUUUCCAGAUGUCUUGCACGUUGGUUUUGGCGAAUAUGAACCGUAUCCUGGUUCAAUAUUCGGAUAUAUGCCUGUACCUGCUACCACUGCUCUACAACCGAGUGCAACAGGGAAUCCGAAUCGCUUCACUGGAACACAUAGCGGGAUUGAAACACCAGCAGUACGCAAGGAAGUUCACGCUGGUGAGCAAGCUUUCAGAGAAUCUAUGUGGCUUUGGGAUCCUUCCAUGGAGGAUAGCAGCUUGUCGGACCAAAUACACCUGACUUUGCCUGGAAAUGAGUCUAUCGAAGAUCACCAAACCCGACGGACAGAUUCAGAAUCUCAGAUAUCUGCAGUGAGCCGCGACAAACUCCUCUUAAUGAUCAUAGGGACCUGCGAAACCCGAGUCCAACGUCAAGUAGUUGCAUCUUUUCCGUCAACACACUUUCUCUCUUCGCUACUUGUCGAUUUCAAGAUUCGACACCAUCAUCAAAUCUCGCCCUGGAUUCACUUCGCCUCGAUUGAUCUAGAGAAUGAAUGCGAGGAAUUUGUGGCAGCCUUAAUCUGUGCUGGUGCUGUUGACUCGAAGAGACCCAAGGUUCGCAGACUUGGUAUGGCACUGCAGGAAGCAGCUCGACUCGCGAUAUCGAAGAGAUUCGAGGGCGAUAACAGAAUGCUUCGAGACUUACGUACAAUGCAGGCGUUUCUCCUUGUGCUCAACGUAGGUCUCAACAGCGGAUCUCGCCGAAAAGUUGAGAUCGCGGAAAGCUAUACGUUGAAUCUAAUUACCAUGCUUCGAAGAGGAGGUCGGUUUCGGGAUAAAUGGAAAGGUCGCCCCGAGUCAAAUGAUGAAGACGAGAGUCAAGACCUCGUGGUUCGAUGGAAGAGAUGGGUGGAGGAAGAGUCCUUCAAAAGGCUCGUCUACCACGUACUUUUUCAGGAUGUACAAACAUCUGCAGCGCUAUACCGUCAACCACUCACUUCAUACUCGGAAAUCAACUUGCCCAUGCCAUGUGCUUCUCAACUCUGGCAAGCAAAGUCGGCUGAGGCGUGGUGGCAAGAGGUAUUGAAAAGGCAGCAUGGCCCACCCAAUCCCCCAGUUACUCUUCCAGAUUUCCUGCAGAAUCCCGGAUUGUUAGAUCUCCACAAAAUAAAGAUCGACCUCCAGAUGAGCUUGAGGAUCAUGGUUGCCAACUUCUGGCUGCGAGUAUGGCAGUCAAUCCAGAUGAGGCCAUUCUCCACUCCUGGCGACCCGACCUCACGCCUUGCGACUAUCAAUCUACCUCACCAACAGCUUGUGACAGCCGCUGAGGAUUUGACUGUCAGGUUCUCACAAGGUUCAGUUUCGAUGCAUCCGUCGGUAAAAUUGAUGUUGGAGAUUGGGUGGAUGCAUCUCCACGUCUCGCUCGAGGACAUUCAACAGCUCGCAGGAAACGAGGGUGAGGAAAGGGCUCGUAAAGCCGCCUCACGCCUUCGGACAUGGAUCACGCUUCCCGAAGCUCGCCAUGCCCUGUUUCAUGCCGGCCAAGUCGCCAGAGCGGCAGCCGAGUGCCCACCAAGCUAUCUGCGCGGUGUUCACGCCGUCAUGGUCUACCAUGCAAGCCUGACCAUGUGGGCCUAUGCCCUUUUAGCCACCAGACAGAGUACCUCGCAGGCCGUGUACCGUACGCACAUUCAUGAUUUCGACGAUGAGCAACCGAUUGUCUGGCUUGACGGAGAGGAGACUCCCGAAUUGAGACGCUUUGUUCUUCUUGGGAAUGGCACUCCUUGCAUACGAAACUAUUCCGGCGGCAUUUCCCAGGGGAGAAGCAAUGAGAUCACCGCGGUACCGCUCACAGAUGCAGCAAACGUCAUGACGAGUAUCGCCGGCCUAUUGUCGAGCCGCAAUGAAAGCGAGCAGUACUGCAUCCCUAUCGCGAGUUAUUUGGGCGGGUUGAUGGAUACCCUGGCCAAAGCCUCUGCGGCGAUGAAACUUUCACGGUAG